GUCCAUGGGCAAGAAGAAGAUGGGCCAUCCGGACCACUCCGGGCAGAGGCAGAUGUCGAGGACGGAGUACGUCUCGCUGGCGGAGAGGGAGCUGGGCCUGGGCGGUGCCGGGGGCGCGGCGGCGUCGCAGGAUGCCCCCGGCACGGGGCGCAGCGGCGGUCAGGGCAGCAGCCGCAACCGUUCGAACGAGGCCGCAGCGCCUCUUGCGGCGACAGCCCCGCCCGCCUCGGGCCGGAAGUCGUCCGGGCAG
Prorocentrum cordatum is the source of this 250-nucleotide messenger RNA. The record is from the annotation of a GenBank genome assembly. Lineage: Eukaryota; Dinophyceae; Prorocentrales; Prorocentraceae.